Elgaria multicarinata webbii is the source of this 2932-nucleotide messenger RNA. It is a transcript of the gene RTN4RL2, whose product is annotated as reticulon 4 receptor like 2. NCBI's taxonomy places the organism in Eukaryota, Metazoa, Chordata, Lepidosauria, Squamata, Anguidae. The coding region runs from base 344 to 1639 and encodes 431 amino acids. Gene Ontology annotation, cellular component: extracellular matrix. The record is from RefSeq and is a predicted model, not a curated record. The transcript is spliced from 3 exons. Gene Ontology annotation, molecular function: protein binding.
GCCUCCGUCCGGCCGCUCUCGCCGGCGGAGCGGAGGGUAGUGCGGGGCGAAGGAGGCGGGCGGGCGAGUCCACGGCCGGCCAUGAGCCCCCGCGGGCGGCACCCGCACUCGCAAGGACUCGUCCUGCGCCGCCUGGCUGCGCUGCGCCCUGUCCGGCAGGAGCCUCGCUAGGGAGUCCUGGCAUCGGAGUGGUUUAGCUGCUCAGCGAGGAGGACUUUGCGAGUCAUCGCUCCCCUUCGUGCCCUCUCCUCCUCCCCCUCCUCCUCUUCCCCCCUUCUCCUGAAAUUUGUCCUCCCUUCCUUUCGUCUUUUCUACCGCCCCUCCACCAAGUCUGCCUGGCACCAUGCUGCUCCGUCUGGGACCCACCCUGUACGGCUUGGCUCCCACGUUCCUCCUCCUGCUAGCUGUGCCUCUGGGUGCGCCCAUGUGCCCCAUGCUUUGCACCUGCUACUUUUCUCCACCCACCGUCAGCUGCCAGGCCAACAACUUCUCCUCGGUGCCACGGAUCCUGCCGCCCAAUGCACAGCGCCUCUUCCUGCAAAACAAUCUGAUUGGGACCCUGCGCGCUGGGAUGUUUGGGCCCAGCCUCACCACCCUCUGCCUCUACUCCAACAACAUCUCCUCCAUCCACCCGGGCACCUUCCGCCACCUCCAAGCUCUCGAGGAGCUGGACCUUGGAGACAACCACAACCUGCGCACUCUUGACCCAGAGACGUUCCGGGGGCUGGAACGGCUGCAGUCUCUGCACCUUUACCGCUGCCAGCUUAGCAGCCUCCCAAACACCAUCUUCCGCAACCUCUUCAGCCUCCAAUACCUCUAUCUUCAGGAGAACAACCUGCUUUGCCUGCAGGAUGACCUUUUCGUGGACUUGGCUAACCUGAGCCACCUUUUCCUGCAUGGCAACAAGAUUUGGCAGCUCUCCGAGAAUGUCUUCCGGGGCCUGUCUGGAUUAGACCGCCUGUUGCUGCACCGGAAUCGCCUGCAGACCGUCCCGACGUGGGCUUUCCGCGACCUGGGCAAGCUCACCAUCCUAUACUUGUUCAAUAACAGCCUGACCACCCUCUCUGGGGAAACACUCUCAGAAUUGCCUUCCCUGGAGUUCCUGCGCCUCAACAACAACCCGUGGGCCUGCGACUGCCGCGCCCGCUCCCUCUGGGGCUGGUUCCAGCGCACGCGCGUCUCCGUCUCGGAUGUCCUGUGUGCAUCCCCUGCUGAGCGCAAGGGCCGCGACAUGCGUUACUUAAGGGAAACUGCUUUUCAGGGCUGCCCUCUGGUCCAACACCACCCAGUUGGGUUUGACUGGGGCUGCCGCCCUGAGUGGGAGAAUGGAGCAUCUCCUCCCCGCCCCCACCCCCACCCCAAUGGCUCAUCCAAUCACCUCUAUGGCCUAGGAGGGUCACCUCCUGCUGAUCCCUCCUCCUUCUAUAGGGACGUACCAGCCAAUGACAUCCGCAGCCCCAAGUAUGACCCACCCACAGAGGAUGACUAUUGGGGGGGCUAUGGCAAUGAAGGAGGACAGCUGAAAAAGGGGUGCCCCGGACCUGGCUGUUCAACCCUGGACUCUGGAGCUAUCAGAAUCGGCUUCUUGCUGCUUCCCCUUCCUUACCUAUUGAUGCUGUUGGGACCUUCCUGGUUUUGACCACGGCGGGUGGGGGUGGCUGCUCUGUUGGAUGCUCAUUGGCUUUGGGAACUGAGACUGGGGGGAUCCAAGCCAGGACGGAUCCCCACCCAGCACUUAGCUGAGGCCAAAGUGAUUAACCUUCACCCCAGGGGUAAAGGGAGACUAGAUCCGUUGCUGCUGCUGCUUUCCUGGCCAAUUGUGAGACUUAUCAAUAGAGCCACUUUCUGGGUGGUAUCUGUCCUAUUUUGUGAACCUUUGGCAAUGUUGCCCCUUUUUUUCUGGGGAGUUGCAUAACUCUUCUGUUAGAGAUGUUCCCAAAAUACUAUUGCUUCCUGAGGCCUUCUCUGUUUGCCAUAUCCUGGAGAGAGCAAGGAACUCUUCUGUGCCUGAUAAGGAAAGAUGGAAUGGACAAGAAACUGUAUUUCAGAGCCUCUGUUCUUUCGACAGUGUCCUGCCAUGCACACAAGUCCCUGCUCUGUCCAGUAGGACAGGAUUCUUCAUCUAAAAAGGGAAGUGUGGUCCACUUCCAGGGCUGGAGAAGACAACAGGAAUCUUGGGCCCUUAUCCCCAUUAUCUGAUCUAUUUUUAUUUUAUUUUUGGUUUUUUGUGGUAACACCAGGGGACCAAUUCACAUAAUUGCUUGAGGUGAUAGUUAACCAAGCACAAGGUUUUACUGGUUAAGUUAUUCUUCAUGGCAAGGAUGAUCCUCCGUGAUGGUAAAGGCUGCUCUCUUGGUUAUUUCACGCACCUAAGUCGGAAGGUGGCGGACUCUUCUUCGCUAGAGGUUUUUAGGCAGAGGCUGGAUGGUCACUGAUCAGGGAUGCUGCAACAGUGGAUUUCUUGCAUCAGCAGGGGGUGAAGGGAGAUGGAUCUCUUCCGGCUCUGUGAUUUACAUCUUUAGGCAGCGGUCGCAGUUAGCACACAAUGAAACACAAUCAUGUGAAUUGGCCCUUGGUUGUAACAUCUGGUCUUCAUUUUUGCAGGAGUGUCUUUCCCCUGGUGCCUCCAUGUCUCCCCCUUUUUUAAAAAAAAAUGUGGCUGGUUGGAGAACUAUUAAACUAUUUUAGUAUGGCUUGGUAGACUCGGUCACUCAAGGAAAUGAGUACUGGAAUAUGCAGAGAGAACCAUUUUGAGGGAAAAGCUGCUUAAAGAAUCCCACAGUGUCCAGCUGGCAGGAAGACAACUGGGGAAGGCUAGCUGCUUCCUCAGCCGGAGGUUUCUUGUCCCCCAACACACAUUCUUCUAUUGAUACCUGUUGGAGAAGCUCUUCACCCCAUCAUCCACCAAUUUGGCCAUUGAAAGAGAUCAAGG